Chelonia mydas (Green sea turtle) is the source of this 3698-nucleotide messenger RNA. It is a transcript of the gene AZI2, whose product is annotated as 5-azacytidine induced 2. The transcript is spliced from 9 exons. The record is from RefSeq and is a predicted model, not a curated record. Bases 257 to 1693 code for a protein of 478 amino acids. Gene Ontology annotation, biological process: canonical NF-kappaB signal transduction. Lineage: Eukaryota; Metazoa; Chordata; Testudines; Cheloniidae. Gene Ontology annotation, cellular component: cytoplasm.
AGGUCAGCUCCGGCCCUUCCCUAGAGGGGAUGGGGCAGAUGGGCCGGGGCGGGGGGAGGGGAGAGCGGUGACCAGCGCUCUCAGCCGGUGGCUCGGGCUGACGUGGAGCCGCAACCCCCGACAGCUCGACGCUCACAGCGGCCUGCUGCGGGAGCGCCUCUGCGCCCACGCGCUUCCUCCCCGCCCCGCUGCCUGCUCCGGGGUUUGUCCGCAUUGGGACGGUUCCUGUCUGUCCUCCAGCGACUUAGCGGAGGCGAUGCGGGGCGCCGUGCCCUGGUCCGCGCGGACCGCACAGUCACGGGCAGCGGCGUCUGUGCCGGCCAGGUGGCCCCGGGCCUCCACAGGGAAGUUACCUUUAAAUCCACCCACUGUCAUGGAUGAGCUGGGAGAAGAUGACAUCUAUAUUUUGAAUCAUGAAAAAGCAGAUGGUACUCACAGAAGAGAGAAAGAGAUUCCUGUUCCAGCAUAUGCAGGGGAUGAGUCCAUUGCUUCACAUUUUGCACUUGUCACUGCUUAUGAAGAUAUCAAGAAACGACUAAAGGAGACAGAGAAGGAGAACUCCUUCUUAAAGAAAAGAGUAAGACUCUUAGAAGAAAAGCUCCUUGGCUCCCGUUCGGAAGAAGAAAGCAGCUCAGUUGGACGUGAGCAAGUAAACAAGGCCUAUCAAGCCUAUCGAGAGGCCUGCAUUGACAGAGAUAAUCUGAAAGGCAAACUGGAUAAAACGAUAAAAGAGAAUACAGAGUCCUUGAAAAUCUUGAGUGAGCAGUUGCAGUCUAAAGAAGUGGAGCUCCUACAACUGAGAACUGAAGUGGAAACUCAACAAGUGAUGAGGAAUCUAAACUCUACUCCAUCUAGCUGGGAAAUAGAGAAGCUGAAUAGUGACCUGAAAGUGCACAGUCUGGAACAGGAACUAGAAAAGCUGAAAAAAGAAUGCAACGGUCUCAGAAAAGAACUGCAGAAGGACCAGGGUCAGGAAUUAAAUCUGUUAAAUGGAGACCUCCUCCAAAAAGAAAAUAUUCAGAGGACUGAGAUGUGCUCGGGUGAAGCAUCUGAUUCGAGGGAGCAUGUGACCAGGAAGGGUUGGAUGCAUAGGCUAGAAGAAGAGCCUGCUAGAAAAGACUGUCGUCUUCUUAGACUGAGAGACACCAGGAUUGGGAAAAGUUCUGGUGAAAAUGUGCAGCAAGCAUACUGGGAACUGAAGAGGGAAAUGUCUAACUUGCAUCUGGUGACUGAAGUGCAAGCUGAGGUUCUACGAAAAUUGAAAACCCCAACUGCAACCAAGAAAGCGUCUACUUGUGCACCAGUACAAUGUGUUGAAGACGUGGAGAAGAACCUCACAAAGUUAUAUUUGACUUCUUCUGGGGCAGUCUACAAAAAAACCUCUCUUUCACAAAAUGACAAACUUCUCUGCAAUGCCAUAGCUCCCCCUCUCUCAAGAGAUGUAAAAAUCCUGUCUGAACAGGCAAAUCUCCAGUCGUGGACAGAUGAGAGACCCAUGGCGAUUGGCAGCACCACCUGUCAUGAACAAAACUCCUAUGGAAAGAGCUCUCUGGAAGAUAAUUCCUGGGUAUUCCCAAGCCCUCCAAAACCUAGUGAGACGAUGUUUUGGGAAAUGAAAAAUAAAUCCUCUUUGUCAAACUAUCCAAUAGAUUACCUGGAUCAGUGUAAUCAAAACUGCCUGCACAAGAGCUAAGUAGUUUCUGAGAGAGACUGGGGCUGGUUCUGAAUAGGCACCUGAGUGCUAGAAUUUUUUUAAAGAGAAAAGUAGUUAGCUGAAAUGUGGAGGUAAUAUUUUUUGUCUUGUUCCAAGAUGGGUGGCCUGAUCACUCAUUGCUGUAGAUCAGGACUAAAUCAAAGGAGCUACACUGGUAAUACAGGUAUAAGCAAAUCAGAAUCCGGCUCUAAAUGCUUGGUCCUCUUAUACUGAACAGGACACACACUUGCAAAUAUUACACAGACUGAAUAUUGAACUCUUGGAAUAAAUCAAAAUAAUACAGCUCCGCAUUUCAGUUCGCUGUAUGUACGUAACACUGCUCAUAAAGGCAUUUGGUAUCCUGUGUUAGAAACCUCUAAAAGCUGUGAGCUUACCUCUGACAGAAGUGUCUUUCAGAUAUGGAACUCUCAGGUAAAGAAUGGAAUUGGAAUGUUAUUUUUACCCCCUCUGGUUUAGGAACAGUCACUGGAUUUAUAAUGUGUGAGAGAUGCCAGGAAGAAAGGUGAGAUUUAUAGGAUUUUUUCCAAAAUCAUGUUUAUGUAACAUGUAUAAACCAAAACUGUAAGGAUACACUGUUUCGAUGGCACCUUUUCUUUGGCAUUACUGUAAGUAUUUAAAGAUCAUACAUGGAUGCUGCUGAAAGCUGUAAUUCAUGGACAUAGUUUUUAUUUUUUUCCACUGAGAAAGGAAAUUGGUGCCUGUUAUAGAAUCACCCUAACCAAAAUGCAGUGGUCUUUGUGUGCCUCCAGUUGUAUAUCACCAAAAUCUUCACUUUAACUGUGAUUUCUAAGGCCACCAACUUUUUUUUGUCGCAGAAACAGAAGCCUUAAUUUGAGCAGCUCAGAUGUUAAGUGUCAGUGUUCGAAAUACACAACUGUGCCAUAUCAGUAGUGUUUUUCAUCUGUUGUAUAGAAAACUAAAGUGUUUCAAAUUAUAAAUUUGCCAACUUUUACACAGUUUUGUCCAUAUUUUGAUGUAUGUGGUUAGCUGGUAUAAAGAUAAAUGUCUCUUUAAACCAAGGAAGCUUCUAGGCAGUUAAGUCUUGCUCUUUGGUAGAGCAGUUUUAGAACCAUUUGGCUUCUUACACCAGGUUUAAAGUGAAAUGGUUGAAAUGUACAAUACUUUGAGGAAAAUUCUACAUUGGGUGUUUCAUAUUCUGAGUGAAUGUAAAGUUUAAUUGGUAGUAAAAUGAUCAGUAUUGGUAAUUGUUCCCUGUAUACAGGGAACAAGCGACCAAUUCACCUUGAGGUCAAUGUAAAGAAAAAAUGGAUUUCACAACAGUUGAGCAGUAAAAUAUACAAAAAGCGAGUAACUUCUGUAGGAAAGUUUAUGGCUGCAUUAGUCACAUCAGUGAUGUACUAUUAAAAGUAUGAUGAAAUGUGGGCACUAUGACUUAUGUGGGUCCACUACUCCCCCUCCCCCAUGCAUUCAGUACUUCAUAUAUCCAUCUCCUUUUUAUGUAUUGGAGUUUUGUCUGUCUUUAAGUCAAAAGAAUGUCUUUGAUACCAUCUAUUUUAUUAGAGAACAGCAUACAUAAAUAAUAUGCCUACCUUUCACCAGAUAUGUUUUUAUCUUUCUGUUAUCUUGCUCACGUAUCCUGGUUUGUCUGUGAUUAAUGGAAAUAGUGUCAGAUGCUGGAAUUUAUUCUGACCAGUGAACAUGACUGACUCAAGGGAGUACAAGCUCUUGCAAAGUAAUAGAACAAACCCCAAUAUGCAUAAAACAAAUCCAAGUCGCUAGGCUUUAGCUGAUAGAACCAACUACCUGUGUAAUAACAAAGCACCAGAAACUAUUUCUCAUGUGGCUGCAUAAUAUAUUGUAUCUAGUUUUAAUGUAAUUUACUGGGUUUACUCCCUUGGUUAUAAAGAUUUUUGGUAAGUUUAAUGUAUUCAACAGCCAUCAACCUGAUUAACAGUUGGAAUUAUGCAAGGAAGGAAUCCUGUUGUGUAAAAUUUUAAAUAAAUUUAUUUUUGUUUGAAAUGGA